ACUACUCGUACAUUACUAUACCUCUGAUACCCACCUACCUCUUCAUACAAACACAAACACAAACACGCACACAUAUCCUUCCUCUUCUUUUCUUUCCUUUACGUCUUGCCCGCUGCCACAUUAUGCCCAAGGAACAUAGAAAGCGCGGUCGCCGCGACGAAGAGAAAAAGCGGAAGCGCGAGCAGCACCAAGACGAAGAAACCGACGCAAAGCGCUCCAAGCACGCCGAAGAAGAUUUCCAACAACUCGCCAUCGACCCCACGACCGGAGCAGAGGAGGAAUACUACGAGGACUACCAGUACGAAGAUGGAGCAAUUGAUGGCGUCACUCGCCCUGAGGCUCUUCCCUUCUAUGGAAUGCUCGACGAGGACGAGCAGGAGUACUUCAAGCGUGCUGACGAAUUGCUCGAAUUGAACCAAUUCGCCGACGCCGAAGAGCGCUCAUUAUUCCUCGAAAACGUCUACAAGGAAGCCGACGGCAAGGAAUUGAAAAUCGCCAGCAGCCAGUCAUGCUCGCGGCUCAUGGAGCGACUCAUCCUUCUCUCCACUCCCGUGCAGUUGAAGGGAUUGUUCCAAAAAUUUAGCGGACACUUCCUUAACCUUGUCCAACAUCGCUUUGCAUCACACUGCUGCGAAGCACUGUUCAUCAAAGCUGCACCUACCGUCACACAGGAAGUCGCCAAACCCGAACUCACCCAGACACCCCCGUCCUCCGAUCCCAACGAUGUCGUCGUGUCGAUGGAAAAUCUAUUUCUGUACACCCUAGCGGAGUUGGAAGGUUACCUGGGAUACCUCAUGACAGACCGCUUUGCCUCCCACGUCCUGCGCGUUUUCUUGAUCGUGCUCUCUGGUGAGCCUCUUGAGAAGCAAGCCAACAAGUCGACCGUGCAAAGCAAAAGGAAGGAAAAAAUCACCGUUGCGGGAAGCGAACAAGUGCAGGAACGUACCUUGGAACAGAGGGUGGUCCCGAAAUCUUUCCUCGAUGCCCUGGAGAAAGUGAUCAAGGACAGCGCUGCAAGCUUGGAGUCGACCUGGCUCCGCACCCUUGCCGAGCACCCCACAGGAAACCCAACCUUGCAGUUGCUAUUGCAACUCGAACUUACCAAAUUCGGAAAAUCGCGUGCGAAAGAUGAGACAUCGAUCAUCCACAAGCUUCUUCCAGACGACCCCAUCGCCGAAGGUACAGAGAGUGCCUCCUUCAUCAAUGGUCUGGUUUAUAGCACCAUCGGAUCGCGGUUACUCGAGACGAUCAUUCAACAUGCCCCCGGUAAAAUGUUCAAGGCCAUAUACGCCGACUUCUUCAAGGAGCGCAUGGGCAGCUUGGCUCGCAAUGAGAUUGCGGGAUAUGUUGCUGGUAGGAUCUUGGAGAGGUUGAGCAAAGAGGAUUUGGCAGAUGCUGUCCGCCAAAUAUCGGAGCAAAUCCCCAACCUGGUAGAGCGCAAUCGUACAGCUAUCCUGAAGACGCUGAUCGAGCGGUGUGCAGUCCGCAACGUUGACACAGCGCCCAUCAAGGCGCAACUCGAGAAGGCGUACAGUGGCAACAAUGGUUUUGAGAUCACUAGGAUCCUCAAGCUGCAGGAGACUCCAUCGGAAGACGAAAAGUCACAAUCGAAACACGACGCCUCCCAUCCUGAGAAGGUCCAUGGUUCUCUCCUCGCCCAGGCGAUGAUGUCCGUUCCUGGCCCGUUGGGAAAACUCAUCUUCGAUUCGCUCGAAUCGCUUGGUACACAUCUAUCACUCAUUGUUGCCCGGGAUCCGAUCGCGUCACGCACGCUCCAGGCGGCAUUGAAGUCUCCUAAUGCGACUGUCAUAUUCCGAAGAAAAGUUAUCCAACAAUUCUAUGGCCACAUUGGGGAGCUUGCGCUUGACCCCGCAGGAUCUCAUGCAAUCGACGCUAUAUGGGAAGGUACGCAUGGGCUCGCUUUCAUCCGCGAACGCAUCGCAGAGGAGCUUGCCGAGAAUGAAGCUGCUCUGCGCGAGUCUUUCGUCGGACGAGCGGUUUGGCGGAACUGGCAGAUGGAUCUGUACAAGCGACGACGUGGAGAUUGGGUCAAACAAUCACGAUACACGGCAGGCAAUGAAGGAUUCCAAUCGUUCCCUGAGAACAACGGAGAUGCACCGACUGCAAAGGGCAACAAGCCUGGCAAACAUCUUACAGCAAUCGAGCUGGCUCGACAACGACACGCGGCGGCAAAAGCCGGACAGGCGAAGAAGGACCACAAAGAGAAGAAGCAUGUGGCAAAACACACUGGUAGGACCGGCGGAAAUAAGGGGAAAGCUCCAGUGUUGACUUGAACUUGAUCAAAUUUGAUCUGAAUGAUAUAUACAUAGUGAGACAUUGCGAGGAGCAGCAAGACGAACUGGGAUGGUACGAUUCUGCAUAGCUAUCAAGAGACUGACUGAGCAUUAAAGGCAUGGCGCAUCUGGAGGUUUGCUUGUUCCAAAAUGUUUUGAUUUUCGCGCUACUUUAGAUACCUUUUGGCCUCGGCAAUCGAUGCGGUGAGGGCUUUCUGCCGGCAGUUUUUCUUUUUCUCGAAUAAUCAGUAGGCAAUUACUUGAGUCGAUGUCGACAUCUGCCCUGUCCGCCUUCAAUUACGUCCGUAUCAGUCCUUUGUGCGUCAUCUUCGGAUUGUGACUGUCCUGUGUGAUUUUAAGAAAGCCAAAUCACUGUUUCGACUCUGAUCGUCGUCUUAUUUAACUAUUUGUAACUUUUUAGCUCUUUUUCUUUUUCUCUAAA
Messenger RNA from Aaosphaeria arxii CBS 175.79, 2736 nucleotides. RefSeq names its product ARM repeat-containing protein. The transcript is spliced from 2 exons. The record is from RefSeq and is a predicted model, not a curated record. Gene Ontology annotation, biological process: endonucleolytic cleavage in 5'-ETS of tricistronic rRNA transcript (SSU-rRNA, 5.8S rRNA, LSU-rRNA); ribosomal small subunit export from nucleus; endonucleolytic cleavage in ITS1 to separate SSU-rRNA from 5.8S rRNA and LSU-rRNA from tricistronic rRNA transcript (SSU-rRNA, 5.8S rRNA, LSU-rRNA). Gene Ontology annotation, cellular component: preribosome, small subunit precursor; 90S preribosome; nucleolus. Bases 123 to 2294 code for a protein of 723 amino acids. NCBI's taxonomy places the organism in Eukaryota, Fungi, Ascomycota, Dothideomycetes, Pleosporales. Gene Ontology annotation, molecular function: RNA binding.